This is a messenger RNA of Galeopterus variegatus (Sunda flying lemur), 1251 nucleotides long. It is a transcript of the gene GADD45B, whose product is annotated as growth arrest and DNA-damage-inducible, beta. NCBI's taxonomy places the organism in Eukaryota, Metazoa, Chordata, Mammalia, Dermoptera, Cynocephalidae. Bases 151 to 633 code for a protein of 160 amino acids. Gene Ontology annotation, cellular component: cytoplasm; nucleus. Gene Ontology annotation, biological process: regulation of cell cycle. The transcript has 4 exons. The record is from RefSeq and is a predicted model, not a curated record.
UCCGCCUGUUGUUUUUGGGAUUUCGCUGCCUCCCGAAGGUCUUGGACCCUCCGGCGCUGGGGGACGAUUUUGGGCUCUCGAGCUCGGAUUUUGCGAUUUCUCCCUGGGGACUGUCGUGGCACUGCGUCCACUGUGGAUUAUAACUGCAACAUGACGCUGGAAGAGCUCGUGGCGUGCGACAACGCGGCACAGAGGAUGCAGAUGGUGACUGCCGCCGUGGAGGAGCUGCUGGUGGCCGCGCAGCGCCAGGACCGCCUCACGGUGGGGGUGUACGAGUCGGCCAAGCUGAUGAAUGUGGACCCUGACAGCGUGGUCCUGUGCCUCCUGGCCAUCGACGAGGAGGAGGAGGACGACAUUGCCCUGCAAAUCCACUUCACACUCAUCCAGUCCUUUUGCUGCGACAACGACAUAAACAUCGUGCGGGUGUCGGGCAUGCAGCGCCUGGCACAGCUGCUGGGAGAGCCGGCCGAGACCCAGGGCACCACCGAGGCCCGAGACCUACACUGCCUCCUGGUCACGAACCCUCACACCGACGCCUGGAAGAGCCACGGAUUGGUGGAGGUCGCCAGUUACUGCGAAGAAAGCCGAGGGAACAACCAGUGGGUCCCCUACAUCUCCCUCCAGGAACGCUGAGGCCCUUCCCAGCAUCAGAACCUGUGGAGUUGCUGCCAAAAAAAUAAAAAUAAAUAUUUGACCCCCCUCCCCCUAGAACAACCCUCCAAAACAACCAAAAACCACGAGACCACCGGGGGCGGAAUCACUGGAGGUUGAGGAGAGGAGAGGGGACGUGUGUGGCCACCCCCAGGGCGUGAGCCAGGAGCAGCGCCAGCGGCAGGCACCGAGAGGAGAAGAGGGGGACCCAGGCCAGCAGGAGAGGGUACCCUGGAACUCAGGCCUUGCGACAGAGCAGAAGCUGGAGCGGGGAGCGGCCUCCCCGGGCAUAGAGGGUCUGGACCCUACGCUGCGGGGCGGGCUUAGGCUCGUGGCAUCGCCACCUCCGGGACUGGAGUGGACUUCUGCAAGUGGGACGUGGUUGACUGAGGGUCUGCACCCUCGACAGGACUACCCUUCGGGACUCGGGAGUCGGGGCUGAUGUGGCUCUGUCCCCACGCACUCCCAGUUUGCAAAUGCUACAGUCUAUUUUGUUACUUGCACUUGUUUCUGGAACCACUGAGAGAUGGAAAGCUUACAAGAUACAUAUAUUUUUAUUUCUACUGUAACGGCCUUGUAAUAAAAUUCUGAAGCCUCUGG